Molecule: messenger RNA, 2627 nt
Organism: Sorghum bicolor (sorghum)
Lineage: Eukaryota; Viridiplantae; Streptophyta; Magnoliopsida; Poales; Poaceae
Product: pentatricopeptide repeat-containing protein At3g06430, chloroplastic
Exons: 2
Coding region: 244-1926 (560 amino acids)
Molecular function (GO): protein binding; mRNA binding
Source: RefSeq, a predicted model, not a curated record
GGCACAGCCCCCCCCCUGAAUCUUAUCCCCUCCUCUCCAUCCUCGGCGAGCACAGAGCGGCCGGCACUGCGGCGGAGGUCCAACCCGAGCUCGGAUUCCCCAACCGCGCAACCCUCUCCAUGGCGCGCGUGGUGCGGCGGCGAGCCCCCGUGCAUUCCCCUCGCCUGCGCGCGGCCUGCUAAGCCACCAUUCCUCUCCGCGCGCCCUCCUCCCCUUCUCCCUGGUAAAUCCACGCCACUCCUCAUGAGUCCGCCGGCCUACACCGCCUCCCCCUGCACGGGUUCCGCUCUCUUCUCCAACUCCCGAGCGCCGCCGCCGCGUCUUCUUCUCCAGCGUGGCCCGGGGGCGCCGUCGUCCGCGGGGCGGCACGGCGGCCGCGUUGCCCCGUCGCAGGAGAGGCGCCGCCCCGCCCCGGCGCAGGAGAAGCGCCGCCCCUCGGAGUCGUCGUCCCGGACCCAGCUCCCGGAGCGGAAGCGGCACUGGAAGGCGGGAGAGUUCCCGGGGACCGCUACUGCCGAUGGGGGUGGCGGCGGACGGCUCCCCGCGCAGGGGAAGCGGCAUUCCAAGGCCGGGGAGUUCCCCGGGACGGACGACGGCGGCCGCCCCGCCCCCGCGCUGCCACAGGGGAAGCGACAUUGGAAGGCCGGCGAGUUCCCGGGAAUUGCCGUUGCCCCCGGUUCUGGGACGCCGAGGACUCCCCUCAAGAACGUCAAGAAGCGGCUGGACGCCCGCGCGGAAGCCAAGGCGUGGGCAUGCACCGUCACCGAAGCCCUCGCCGACCGUGUCACAUCCAAGAAUUGGCAAGAGGCGCUUCAGGUGUUUGAGAUGCUCAAGGAACAACCGUUCUACCAUCCCAAAGAGGGCACCUUCAUGAAGCUCAUUGUGCUGCUCGGCCGCUCAGGGCAGCCUGCCCGAGCGCACCAACUCUUCGACGAGAUGUUGCAACAAGGAUGCCAGCCCACCCCUGGGCUUUACACCGCCUUAAUUGGGGCCUACUGCCGCAGCGGUCUACUGGAUGAUGCGCUCCAGCUCCUCAAUGACAUGAAGGGCUCACCGUUGUGCCAGCCUGAUGUCUACACCUACAGCACCAUCAUCAAGGCCUGUGUUGAUGCCACAAGGUUUGACCUCAUCGAUGUUAUGUACAAAGACAUGGCUGAGCGCUCUAUAGCGCCCAACACGGUCACGCAGAAUAUUGUCCUCAGUGGCUAUGGAAAAGCUGGACGGUUGGAUGACAUGGAGAAGGUGCUCUCUGAUAUGCUCGACAGCACAGCCUGCAAACCGGAUGUCUGGACCAUGAACAUUAUCUUAAGCCUGUUUGGAAACAAGGGCCAGGUUGAAUUGAUGGAAAAAUGGUAUGAGAAAUUCCGAAGCUACGGGAUCGAACCAGAGACUCGCACACUGAACAUCCUGAUUGGUGCCUAUGGGAAGAAGCGGAUGUAUGAUAAGAUGUCUGCAGUCAUGGAGUACAUGCGCAAGCUUGCGUUCCCAUGGACAACCGCGACAUACAACAAUGUGAUUGAGGCAUUUGCCGAGGCGGGUGAUGCCAAAAACAUGGAGCACACAUUUAACCAGAUGCGCUCUGAGGGUAUGAAGCCAGAUACAAAGACCUUCUGCUGUCUAAUAAAUGGGUUUAGCAAAGCAGGCCAAUUCCAUAAGGUGGUGGGCAUGGUUAAGCUUGCUGAGAGGCUUGAUGUGCCUGCAAAUACAUCUUUUCACAAUGCUAUUCUUGGUGCAUGUGCAAGAGCAGAUGAUCUUAUGGAGAUGGAGAGGGUCUUCAGGCACAUGAAGCAUACACAGUGUGAUCCCGAUGCUGUGACAUACUCUAUCUUGGUGGAAGCUUAUCGCAAGGAAGGAAUGACCGAUAAGAUUUAUGCUUUGCAUCAGGAGAACCCAGCUUUGGUUCCGACUGAUUUUGUCAUGGUUUAACUGACCCACUGACUGAAUCGCGGUCCAGAAAUGUUAAAUCCUGGUUGCAUUGGUUGAGAAUCUUCUUGCUAUCCACGUUUUGGAAUUGAUAAUGCUACCAAGCAGAGUGGCAACCAUUCUCCAACUCCAUUUUUUGUCUGUUGUCCUGCAGAGUUAGUAUAGAGUAUAGAUGUCUCCUCCAACUCAAGGGGUUUUCAGCGAGAUGUACCCACGAACCACAGUAUGUAUAACUCAGAUCAGAUACAAGGAGUUAUAAGGCUCUGAAAGUGCCUCAGCAAGAUUCUGUCCAGUUUGAGUUGCCAAGUAUUUGAAAACAGAGGGAGUUUACUGAACUGAUGAAUGGGAACCAAAUUGUAUGUUUAUCCUGCACUAUGGCACUGUUAAUCCUGUUCUUGACAAGACAGGGGUUUGGGAGAAUAAAAGAAUUCCUAUUCCGAUGGUAAAGCUUUCUGUCGCCGUACUCUGUACCAGAUUACUUUCCUAUGCCCAAAUUCUUUCAGAUCAAUAGUUGGAACUUUUUCACAUCUUUUUCAUCAAUAUAUAGCCAUGACUUCUAGUAUGUUGCACAUGUACUGAACUUGGAAUAUGUGUACAAAAGGGUAGGCAUUAAGUUUUCUCUAGCACCCUUAAAGUGUAGUUUAGUGAUCAUGUGUAUUUCACCAAACAGUAUGUUAAGGUAGUGGAUAAAAUUUGAUUUGUCA